Equus quagga is the source of this 3351-nucleotide messenger RNA. RefSeq names its product hypocretin receptor 1 (gene HCRTR1). Gene Ontology annotation, biological process: feeding behavior; G protein-coupled receptor signaling pathway. Gene Ontology annotation, molecular function: orexin receptor activity. The coding region runs from base 599 to 2443 and encodes 614 amino acids. The record is from RefSeq and is a predicted model, not a curated record. The transcript is spliced from 9 exons. Gene Ontology annotation, cellular component: membrane. Lineage: Eukaryota; Metazoa; Chordata; Mammalia; Perissodactyla; Equidae.
UGUGUGACCUUGGGCAAGUCACUGAACCACGCGAGCCGAGUAUGCUUAUCUGUAAAAUGGAAAUGGUAACAACCACCUCACGGAGUUAAUGUGAAGAUUAAAUGAGAUCAUGCGUGGCGGGGACUAUACAAGUGGCAGCUAUAUUAUUAUAGCUCACUGUCUGGCACACAGCUUAGCAAAUGUUUGUUGAAUUAAUCAGGCCCUCUGGCUCCCUCCUUGCCUUCACCUAUCGUCCCUGUCUUGGGAGAGAGAAAGUAGGUAUGACCAAAAAGGAUUUGGGAGCAGAUAGACUUGCCGGCUGGGAGAUGGGCCAGCAGGGCCUUGUGGCAUUGCUGGGCACUAGCUGCUCCAGCAGCAGCUGGCGCUUGGCUGGAGGCGGCGCGGGCAUCUCUCACCCCUAUGACCCACCUGUGCCAUCAUCCUCAUCAGCUAUCGAGGCAGCGAGGAGAGGUGGAGCUGGGAUCCACCUCUGCACUGAGGCUCUCCGAAGCUGCCCAGGGCCCACCGGCACACAGUAGGUGCGCUCUGAAUGCGGAGCGGCCAGAGGCAUAAAUGUUGAAUGAAGGCGAACGAUGUGAAUGAACGGAUGGACGCAUGAAUGGAGGUGGGAUGGAAGCGUGAAGCUGGGGGCCAGGAGGAACGAUCCUCUCCCUCCGCCCUCCUGGUCUCGGGGCUGGGAGACAUGAAGCCGAGACCGGCUGGGGGCUCCCCUCCCCGCCCGGCCCCUCCCGCUCCGGCCGCCCCUCCCCACGGCGCGCAGCCCGGCGGAGCCCGCGCCGAGCCACAGCCCGCGGUGGAGCCGGGGCUCGCGCCCAGCCGAACGCGCCGAGGCAGCGCAGCCUUGGGAGGGGGCUGCCCCGGCCCCCUCCCCGAGCCCCAGAGCCCAGGAGCCCGGCCUUCGGGGCAGGGGGAGAAGUCCCCGGCGCCAGGUCCGGGUACCAGCAGCCGAGGACGCCGGGGUCCCGGAGCCAACAGGUACAGUUCUGACUCCAUUGGACAGAUGAGGAAACCGAGGCUGAAAGGGGCGCGGAGGUUUGGGGCUGGGACCCCAAAGACCUGGGUGCAAGACUCUGGGUCCCCUGAGGGAAGCGGGCUGAGGCCGGUCCGGGCUCCCCUCUCUCCGCGGAGCCCAGGAUGCCCCUCGUCCGCAGACUCUCCUGAGCUCAUGGAGCCCUCAGCCACCCCAGGGGCCCAGACGGGGGUCCCCAGUGGUAGCGCGGAACCGUCCCCACUCCCUCCCGACUACGAAGACGAGUUUCUCCGCUACCUGUGGCGCGAUUAUCUGUACCCGAAGCAGUACGAGUGGGUCCUCAUUGCAGCCUAUGUGGCGGUGUUCCUCGUGGCCCUGGUGGGCAACACGCUGGUCUGCCUGGCAGUGUGGCGGAACCACCACAUGAGGACGGUCACCAACUACUUCAUCGUUAACCUGUCCCUGGCCGACGUGCUGGUGACGGCCAUCUGCCUGCCAGCCAGCCUGCUGGUGGACAUCACUGAGUCCUGGCUCUUUGGCCAUGCCCUCUGCAAGGUCAUCCCCUACCUACAGGCCGUGUCUGUGUCAGUGGCAGUGCUGACUCUCAGCUUCAUCGCCCUGGACCGCUGGUAUGCCAUCUGCCACCCGCUGUUGUUCAAGAGCACCGCCCGGCGCGCCCGUGGCUCCAUCCUGGGCAUCUGGGCUGUGUCACUGGCUGUCAUGGUGCCCCAGGCUGCUGUCAUGGAAUAUAGCAGUGUGCUGCCCGAGCUAGCCAACCGUACCCGCCUCUUCUCUGUCUGUGAUGAACACUGGGCAGACGACCUCUAUCCCAAGAUCUACCACAGUUGCUUCUUCAUUGUCACCUACCUGGCCCCGCUGGGCCUCAUGGCCAUGGCCUAUUUCCAGAUCUUCCGCAAGCUCUGGGGCCGCCAGAUCCCCGGCACCACCUCGGCCCUCGUGAGAAAGUGGAAGCAGCUCUCAGACCAGUCGGAGGACCAGGGGCAGGGCCUGAGUGCGAAGCCCCAGCCUCGGGCCCGCGCCUUCCUGGCCGAGGUGAAGCAGAUGCGAGCUCGGAGGAAGACGGCCAAGAUGCUGAUGGUGGUGCUGCUGGUCUUCGCCCUCUGCUACCUGCCCAUCAGUGUCCUCAAUGUCCUCAAGAGGGUCUUUGGGAUGUUCCGCCAAGCCAGCGACCGAGAAGCCGUCUACGCUUGCUUUACCUUCUCCCACUGGCUGGUGUAUGCCAACAGCGCCGCCAACCCCAUCAUCUACAACUUCCUCAGUGGCAAAUUCCGGGAGCAGUUUAAGGCCGCCUUCUCCUGCUGCCUGCCUGGCCUGGGUCCCUGCAGCUCUCUGAAGGCCCCCAGCCCCCGCUCCUCUGCUAGCCACAAGUCCCUGUCCUUGCAGAGCCGAUGUUCCGUCUCCAAGGUCUCGGAGCAUGUGGUGCUCACCAGCGUCACCACAGUGCUGCCCUAAGUGAGGACUGCCCUGGUGGCUCCAGGCAGUACAAACUGUUCCCAGCUGGGCUGUUCCUCUGGCUCCUGGGGGACCCAUCUCUACUCCUGUGGAAAGACUGCUGGAUGUAGUCGAGGCUGGGGCUCCAGUCCUGGUUUACUGCCUGUUUGACUCUGGGCAAGUCACUUCCCUUCUCUGAGCUGUGUCCCCUAAGCAGGAGUGAUGUGAGGAUUAAGUGUGCUCAAGAAAAUGGAAAGCUCUUUGUAAACCGUAGAAUAUUGUGGACAAGAUUAUCACUGUAGUCGUCUUACUUGGCCAUACCUCACAGUACUAUCCAUCCCCAUCAUCCUUCCAGAGCUUGGCCUUCCUCCCAAAGACCCUCUCCUACCCAAUUACAGGCCUUCCCCUGAGUCUGCUGUAAGGGUCCCAGCAGGCAUUUCCAUCUGGCCCAGUGGCUCCUUAAAGCUCGGGCUGCACUUGCCAGCUACUCUGAGGUCUGUGUGAGCUAAUCUAGGCUCGGCCCAUCCCCAGGGGGAACACAGCCCCACCCUCACCGGGUGCCAACUGCACGCACCAUAGACUGAACCCUGUUGGCUUUGUGGUGUGAUAAAACUCUCCAUGUGGCCAUUUGGCAUGGAGGCCAGCAGCCUGACGCAACUGUAAUUAAAAGCCUGGCACCGAACGUUCCCUUUCCUUGUCAUUGCACAAAAUCUGUGCUGCUUAGGUUAGGAGUGAGAAGGUAGGGAUGCUGGGGAGGGGAGAAGACAUGGCAGCACUGGGAUGCUGUUCUCUGCUGACCACUCCCGCCUCCCAUCCCCAACACUCCAGGCCGAUGGGCUGCUAGCCAGGCCUCAGAGUGUACGUGGGGCUCCCUCCUCAGGCAGUGCCCAACCUCUGAUCCCAGGCCCUGGACCUUGACACAUCUGUCU